CAAUCGUUGUUGCGUUUUGUGAAUGUGAAAAAAAUAGUGCUAAAUUCAUGCCGUUUCUUCACAAAGUUGUAGGAUUUGUGUUAUAUUAGUUAUUUGACAUAUUUACGAAACCAAUCAGUUUCGAAAAUUAGGUAUAAUCAUAUUUUUGGACAAAACAUGGCUCAAUUCAAUUACCUCAAUGAGCUGAACAGUUUGGCUAAACUAGACGGUCCUAUUACCCGCGGACCGCUCCAACGAUGGGUAAAAAAGUCGGGCACCGAGAAUAUCAACCCAUCGCUAAGCAAUUCCUUGAAAAACAUAUCGAAUAUCAACUUGAAUUCUUGCAACCAAUCCAUGCAAAAACUAUCCGUUUCGGGCAAUGUAAGUUGCAAUAACAGUACCAACGUAAUAACUCCUACAAGAAAUGAGAACAGGAAAGGUAAAAAGACGCCUUCGAAAAACAAAUCUCCAGGUCGUUCGACUACCCCAACACCGAACAAGGCUUCUAAAACCCCUAAUAAAGCUGACAGAUUCAUUCCAUCAAGAAAUAAUUCCAACUUUGAUCUAUGCCACUAUAUGCUAAACAAGGAUGAUGAGAAAUCUGAGGAAGCUGCACCACAGACGGCCACAGGUGAGGCUAUCGGCCGAGCUCUGGCCGACACGGACUCCGGGCGACUGUUGCAGUACACAUGCAAGGCUCCGGCCGCACCAGAGGGAUACCAAAACAGAUUGCGAGUGGUAUAUUCUCAGGCCAAAGUGCCAUCAACUGUAAAAAAUACAUCAAGAUACAUUCCACAAGCACCUGAUAGAAUUCUGGAUGCUCCUGAAAUUUUAGAUGAUUAUUAUUUAAAUCUAGUUGACUGGAGCGCAUCAAACAUUCUAGCUGUGGCACUAGGCAGCUCUGUGUACCUGUGGAACGCGGGGACUGGUCAGAUAGAGCAGCUACUGACGCUGGAGGGUUCGGAGACAGUGUGCUCGGUGCAGUGGGUACAAGGUGGCGGUUCGCAUUUAGCCGUCGGAACCUCAUCUGCUAUUACUGAACUGUGGGACUGUGAAAAAAUUAAAAGAUUGAGGGCUAUGGACGGUCACACGGCGCGCGUGGGUUCCCUAGCUUGGAAUCUGUAUGUGGUGUCGAGCGGUUCCCGCGACGGUCAGAUUGUACACCACGACGUGAGGCAGAGAGACCACGCGGUUGCUACCAUUAGUGCGCAUACGCAAGAGAUCUGCGGGCUGAAAUGGUCGCCAGAUGGCAAGUAUCUAGCGUCGGGUGGGAACGACAACCUGCUCAACAUCUGGCCUCUAGCUCAGGGACAUCAUUACUCGCAGACACAGUACCUGUACUCGUUCAACCAACAUCUAGCAGCUGUUAAGGGUCUAGCCUGGUGCCCGUGGAACUCGUCUAUUUUGGCGUCUGGAGGCGGCACCGCGGACCGCACUAUACGGAUAUGGAAUGUCAACACAGGAGCUAAUAUUAACACCGUGGACACUAAAUCUCAGGUGUGCUCGAUAGUAUGGAGCACGCACUACAAGGAGCUGGUCUCUGGACACGGCUACGCGAACAACCAGCUCGUGAUCUGGCGGUACCCCACCAUGGCGCGGACGGCCGAGCUGACCGGCCACGCGGCGCGCGUGUUACACCUCGCACUGUCACCCGACGGUCAGACGGUGCUGAGUGCUGGUGCCGAUGAGACGCUCAGAUUGUGGAAGUGCUUCAUGCUGGAUCCGUCUAAAAAGAAGGAGACGACAGACACAAAGGCUGCCAAAUCUCUACUCAACAUGAACUCACUGAUUCGAUAAUUGUUAAUACAGUGUCACCAGAGGGCUCAGCCAACACGUUUUCUUUAUCCCUUCUGCAUUGAAUCGCCGAAUAAAAAUGUGUGAACUUAACAUAAGCGUCCAAUUCUAUUAAGUCGUCGUUGAUUGUCAAUUCUAUAAAGAAGCGAUAAAGAAAACGCGAUGGCUAAUCCCCGGCUUGUUUAUGUCUUUCGGUAAAUUUCUUUUCUAUGACAGUGAAAUAAUGUAAAGAAUGAUUCCCGAACGAUAUUUAAACAACACAUUCUGUAAUUUGUGAUGAUUGGACUGAAUUUAUUUGUGAUUCUCGUAGCUAAUGUUUUGUUUCUAGUUAGGUUAGGGAUGGUUGAUACUCAUUGUCAGCGUUAUUACGAACGCGAUGCGGUAAUUUUUACAUAGACUAAAUUUUACUUUAUGCCUUAGGGCCGACCCACACCGGAAUGCGCAUGUGUCGGCUGAAAGUGCUCGCGGCUGCCUGCGUCCGCACGCGUCACCGCGAGGUGCCGCACGCUCCUUGCGUUGGCUCCCCCCGCCGCACGCGAUAGUUUUCUGUGUUCUAGCGACAGGAAAAGCCGUUGUGUCGUCAGAAAUUAUAAUAUUAAAAAAAGAAAACAUCGUAUUGCAAAAAAUGGAUACUGAGGAGAGAAAAGAGGCGACGCGAGCCGACUCUGCCGGCCUCGUCGCGUCGCUGCCAGCCGCUGCCAUUCCGGUGUGAGAAGGCACAAUUUUUACUGUAACAACUUGAAUUCGCUGUAUAAGCUAGAAAUGCCGCCUGCGUCGCGUAUCGUUGUGUUGUCGUGUAAUCAAUUUUAUAGAUAUUUGAAUUAGAUAAUAUAAUUUUUAGGAUUUUUGAAUUUAAUUGGUAAACAUUUUCUAAAUAUGGAACCAUCAAACCAGUCUGAACGAAUAGGCUAGUUAAAUGUAAAUUUUUGUGUAUGGAGAAGUAAAUCAAUUACUGUUCAUUACUAUAACCAAAUACAUAAUUAUGAUAAUCUGUCUCUGGCUGUAUAAGGUUUGUUAAAAUCAACCAAUGAUAUUUUUGGCAUCUGAUUUUACUGCUUAUAAAUAAACCCUUAGCACAGAAUACAUAUUAGUACAAGUACCCUUAGGCUGGAUUUUUAUGCGGCGGCGCGAACGUGGUUUGGCCGCUUUUCCGCAUAAAGUUAAUAUACCUAGCGGAAUAGAGCAACAAUCUCGAGCUGUCA
This is a messenger RNA of Aricia agestis (brown argus), 2975 nucleotides long. It is a transcript of the gene fzy, whose product is annotated as cell division cycle protein 20 homolog. The transcript has 10 exons. The record is from RefSeq and is a predicted model, not a curated record. Lineage: Eukaryota; Metazoa; Arthropoda; Insecta; Lepidoptera; Lycaenidae. Gene Ontology annotation, cellular component: anaphase-promoting complex. Bases 157 to 1776 code for a protein of 539 amino acids. Gene Ontology annotation, biological process: positive regulation of anaphase-promoting complex-dependent catabolic process; positive regulation of ubiquitin protein ligase activity; anaphase-promoting complex-dependent catabolic process. Gene Ontology annotation, molecular function: ubiquitin ligase activator activity; anaphase-promoting complex binding; protein binding.